This is a messenger RNA of Geodia barretti, 711 nucleotides long. NCBI's taxonomy places the organism in Eukaryota, Metazoa, Porifera, Demospongiae, Tetractinellida, Geodiidae. The record is from the annotation of a GenBank genome assembly.
AUGAACGGCUCGGAGCGGACACCCGCGCCGAGCCGAAGCGAUCGACAGGACCGGCUGAACAGUGUUCAAAAAGGCAGAAUCGGUGAACGACAUGCCGCUGCGUACCUCCGGGAGCGCGGCUACCACGUCGUCGAGCGAAACCUCCGCAUGCGUGCUGGGGAGAUUGAUCUCGUCGCCUGCCGGGGCGACCGUGUCGUGUUCGUGGAAGUCAAGGCAUGGAGCAGCUUCGGCGCCUCCGACCUGGCGGCGGUCGUGAACGGCCGAAAGCGUUCGCGGAUCGCUCGCGCGGCGGCGGCGUUCCCUGGCCGCCAACCCGCGCUAUGGCCGACUGCGGCCCCGUUUCGACGUCCUGCUGCUGCGUACCGGGCAGGCACCGCUGCACCUGGAGUCGGCGUUCGGCGCCGACGGCGUGCCGCUGUGACGCCGUCCCGCAGGCGGCGCCUCGGCGUUCUGCAUCGCAUGGGACGGGCCUUCCCGAUCGCGUGGCGUCGCUCGCCGGUACGGCGCCGUCCUCUCGGAUCUGCCCUGAUCAGGGAAGGGCUCGUGCAGCGUCCUGCCAGACGGCGGCCGGCGGUGCGCGACGCGUACCGGGCGCAGGCGCGGCACGCCGAGUUGCGCAGCAAGAUCGGCGACCGGCGUUACCUGGAGCGCGCCAUCCGCUAUCUGGCGCAGAUCCUGAUCGACGGCCCGUCGCGCAGACCUCGCCGGUGA